AAAAAUAAUAUAAAUGUGCUUCGAUACGCUACGGACUAUGUAAUAACUGUAAUUUAAUCAGCAUACGUAUCAGUAUUCAACAGCAGCUCGCUUGCUAAUUCGCACUAAACAUUAAUGAACACGCAUUGAUUUCGAUUUCCUUUUCAUUAAUCAGCAAAGCAGCAGCAGCAAAAAAAAACACUCAGCACAGAAAAAAAUUGUGAUUUAUCCAAAACGCCGCAGCCGCCGCAAGCUCUGCAGCUGCUCAUGUGUCUAUGUGUGUGCCACAUUUAAUUAGCAGCGAAAAUUGCAUUUGCACAUAUUCUGUGUAAUUUCAGCGAGGCUUGCAUGCUGCUCACCACAGCUUUGGCUACUUGAGAUGUAAACUGUGAAGCAGGCAAUCAGUUGAAGCUUGAAGAAUGCCGCUGCCAAAAAUGUUUCAAUUAUGUUACGCGCAACAAGCACAGCAACAACAACUAAAAGCCGUAGUAAGAACAACAACAAGAGCAACAGCAACUGCUUAAGCAGCAACUUGCAAUUCAAGAGCCAAAUCAAACAGCGACCGCAACCAAAACCCAAAAGCCGUAACCAAGCGCAAAUUAGCAUAGCAACAGGAGCUGUAGCUGAAGGACCACAAGCAACACCAGCAACACCAACAGCAACUUUAACAUCAACAACAUCGACAUGGGCUGUUCACCAAGCUCGUUGCACAAUUCGAGAGAACAGGCAACUGCUGCGUCGGCUGCGGGCAGCGGCGCUGGCGGCGGCCCCCUGCCCCCGCUGGAUGUCAAUGAGAAGGACGGCAGCUUGCUGUUCUGCAUCAAAUUGCGACGCAGCCGCAUGCGUCGCUGCAGCUGCGGCGCCGUCACGCUGCCACCACAAAAUGGCGACGGCAGCCAGGGCAGCGCCAACUGCGGCGACAAUCUAAUGUGCAACCAGGUGCUGCUCAAUCCCCAGCAGUCCAAAAACGAUGCCGACUACGAGAAGCUCAGCACGGGCAAAAAGGAUUCCAUUGUCACCGUCGCCGCUCUGGGCAACUUUACACACAGCGUCGUUCGACGUGCCACCGGCAGCACUGGCACCUCUGGCACUAGCUCUUCAGGUGGCGGUCGUCCUGGUCAUCGUAAAUCUUCACUGGCACUGGCUCUAACGCCCGAGGAUGAGCCAAUGGAUGUUUAUCAGCGAAAUCUCGUGGACUUGAAAUAUCCAACCGUGCUGCCACCGAAUCCUCAACUGAAGGCGCUCUUGGUGUUUCACAAAGCGGACAGCAUCUGCGAAGCGGUCACCUUGGCCUGCCAGCGGCAUCAGCUCGAUGUGACGCUGGUUAAGUCCAAGGAUGAGGCGCUGGACACGCUACAGAAGUCAUACGCCAACGCUCAGUGCUAUCAUCUAAUUAUAGUUGAUGCGCGCUCCACCAAAGGUCUCGAUGCCGAAUACAUAGCAAGAUCAAUACGCACCACACACGGACAUCAUUUGACGACAAUAAUUGCAGUUUGUAAGAAGAGUUUCUUUGAGAAAGAUGAUGCGCUAAUUGCUCUAUUGGACGCUGGCGUUAAUAGAUGCAUUGCCGAGACCACCAACCUGGCCAUGUGCAGCGUCGAGCUUAAGCAGAUACUGCACUCAAUCAUAAGGCCAAACAAUGUCAUGUCCACUCAACAGGCACUCUAUACAGCGCUGCAUCGACUCAAAGAGGUGGUGCUCAUCACAGACGACGUGCUGCGCAUUCAGUACGCGAAUCGUGCCACCGAGCGCCUGCUCAACAUGCGACUGGAUGAAAUCAUUAGCAAGCCACUGGCGGACAUCUUCGUUUCGGAUCUGUCCACCAUCAGCGAGCAGGGCAAGGGCAUUAAGGAGUUCGAUGGCAUUCUCACAGUGCGUCGCAAGAACCAGGAGGGCAUACCCAUGCAUGUGCGUGUGGUGCCUGUAGCCUGCAUAGGCAGCGCACCCACGCAUCUUAUAUUCAACUUUGAUAUACCUGGCGGUGGCAUGGACUUUAUUGCAACGCUGCCGCAGCCGAAGGAGGCGCCAAGAGGCUCCCUGCAUUCGGUGCGUCGCUGCAGCUUCGAUGUGCGCUCCAUUGCCUCGGACGGAUUGCGACGCACUAGUCUGGCCAAGCUCACAUCGCUGCCGCUGGAGGCGCCCAUAACCAAAAUAAUUAAUUUACUAUCACAAGUACAGGAUAAUUGUUCGGCAGACGAGGCACGUCUCAUAGACAAAGUGCUGGAGUUUCUCAAGCGCGAAGGACUCUACAGUCCGCAAAUGAAAGAGAUACGCACGGAUGAUCCCAUUGCCACCGAUCUAAUUGGCGCUCUACUUACGGGUCCCAGCGUGUACUCGUCGCGUCGCAGCUCGAAUGAUUCUAUUAUACGCAGCGGCAACUCCACGCGCACCGCCACCAUUGUGCCCGCCAAGAUGAAGGUUGGUAUAAUAACGAAAAAAAAAAGGAAGUGUAGCUGCUGCUGCAUCGAGUUCAUUCAAAUUUACAGCGCGUUGCUUUCAUUUAGUACUAAACUUUUUAAUGUCAAUAAUAUUAAACUGCAUGCUCAUGUAAGCUAAUUGGGAAAUUGUUAAGCACAGUAACUGAUUGAAGUUUAGUUGUAAAUUACACUAGGCAACAAAUUGCAAGCAAAUAUGCGUUGGCAAAUCUUUUUAUCAUUUGCUUAUAGAUUCAAGUCGAUAUACACUUUGACAUUUUUGUACAAAAUGGAAAAAGAGUAUUAUGAAGUUGUAUGUAACAGGCAGAAGGAGGCAUGUCAGACCCCAUAAAGUAUAUAUUCUUGAUUAGCAAGACAAAC
Molecule: messenger RNA, 2774 nt
Organism: Drosophila busckii
Lineage: Eukaryota; Metazoa; Arthropoda; Insecta; Diptera; Drosophilidae
Gene: Pde8
Product: high affinity cAMP-specific and IBMX-insensitive 3',5'-cyclic phosphodiesterase 8
Exons: 14
Coding region: 664-2535 (623 amino acids)
Source: RefSeq, a predicted model, not a curated record